Molecule: messenger RNA, 1449 nt
Organism: Fraxinus pennsylvanica
Lineage: Eukaryota; Viridiplantae; Streptophyta; Magnoliopsida; Lamiales; Oleaceae
Source: the annotation of a GenBank genome assembly
AUGCCGACAGUAAGUGUAAAGUGGCAAAAAGAGUUGUUUUCCAAUGUGGAAAUAGACACUAGCCAGUCCCCAUACGUUUUCAAGUGCCAGCUCUACGACCUUACUGGAGUACCACCUGAAAGACAAAAGAUUAUGGUCAAAGGUGGCUUACUAAAGGACGAUGCAGAUUGGUCAAAACUAGGAGUGAAAGAGGGUCAAAAAUUGAUGAUGAUGGGAACCGCAGAUGAGAUUGUAAAGGCUCCAGAAAAGGGCCCUGUUUUUGCUGAAGACAUGCCAGAAGAGGAACAAGUUAUUCACAUGGGACAUUCUGCUGGUUUAUUUAAUCUAGGAAACACCUGCUAUAUGAACUCAACAGUGCAAUGCUUGCAUUCAGUCCCAGAGUUAAAGUCUGCUUUGAUAAAGUACCCUCCUCCAGUUAGAAGCAAUGAAGUGGACCAGACUUCUCAUUUAUUGACUGUUGCAACACGAGAUUUAUUUAAUGACCUUGACAAAAAUGUCAAGCCGGUAGCACCAAUGAGAUUUUUGACGGAAUUGCGGAAAAAAUAUCCUCAAUUUGCCCAGCUGCAAAAUGGAGUUUACAUGCAGCAGGAUGCUGAAGAAUGUUGGACACAACUUAUUUAUACCCUUUCACAAUCUCUCAAAUCACCAAGUUCCAGUGAAGCUCCCGAUGCCAUGAAGAGACUUUUUGGUAUUGACCUAGUUAGCAGGGUUCACUGCCCCGAAAGUGGUGAAGAAAGCGCAGAAACAGAAUCUGUGUAUUCACUUAAAUGCCAUAUUUCACAAGAAGUGAACCAUCUGCAUGAGGGGCUAAAACAUGGUCUAAAAUCAGAAUUGGAGAAGGCUUCUCCUUCUCUAGGGCGAAGUGCCUUGUACUUGAAGGAUUCCCGCAUUAAUGAUUUGCCAAGAUAUUUGACUAUUCAAUUUGUACGUUUUUUCUGGAAAAGAGAAUCAAAUCAGAAGGCAAAAAUUUUGCGGAAAGUGGACUAUCCUUUGGAGUUGGACGUCUAUGAUUUUUGUUCAGAAGAUCUUCGCAAAAGAUUGGAAGUUCCUCGCCGGAUUCUAAGAGACGAGGAAGGCAAGAAGCUUGGUCUAAAAACUAGUGAUAAGAACUCUGGUUCAACAGACGAUGAUGUCAAGAUGGCUGAGGCAGAGGCAUCAUCAAAUAGAAGUGGGGAUUCGUCUAAAUGUGAACCGGUUGAAGAUGUUCCCGAGAAAGAGAAGGCACUGACAGGAAUAUAUGAUUUGGUUGCUGUUCUGACACACAAGGGUAGAAGUGCUGAUUCGGGGCAUUACGUUGCCUGGGUCAAGCAAGAAAAUGGGAAAUGGAUUCAGUUUGAUGAUGAUAAUCCAAUCCCGCAGCGUGAAGACGACAUUACAAGACUUUCUGGAGGAGGUGAUUGGCAUAUGGCUUACAUUUGCAUGUACAAAGCUCGCGUUAUUCCCAUGUGA